Mercenaria mercenaria is the source of this 1145-nucleotide messenger RNA. Its product is annotated as A disintegrin and metalloproteinase with thrombospondin motifs 10-like. Lineage: Eukaryota; Metazoa; Mollusca; Bivalvia; Venerida; Veneridae. The transcript has 3 exons. The record is from RefSeq and is a predicted model, not a curated record. Bases 24 to 455 code for a protein of 143 amino acids.
CUAAGCGAUGUGGGCGUGGAGAGAUGGUCCGCCAUGUUUAUUGCAUGACAAGUGACAAGGGAAUGUAUCUUGAUGACAGCGAAUGCGAGACCAGCCGGAAACCAGCAACGAUCGCCACGUGCGUCAAGAUGGCGUGUCCUCAGCCACAGUGGUUCGUCCAUGAAUGGACAGAAUGUGCAGGUCGAUGCGAGGAAGGUUGGCAGCGACGUCAGGUCGAGUGUAAGACCCACGAUGGUGAGAUCAGUGAUCAAUGUGAUCUCAACAGCCGUCCUAUAGAUGCGAGGAGGUGUGAAAUGUCUUGCGAGGAAGAACUGGCUACACAGGAUGAGUGCAUUGACAACUACAACUUUGCAUAUUGUCCACUGGUGCUAAAGUUUCGAUUCUGUGACAGGGAGUAUUUCUUGAAGAUGUGCUGUAAAACCUGUCAAAUUUCUGGCGCUGCAGGGUACAGCUAAUGAAAACCACACUGUUAGUACAGCUAGAAAAUUAAUACGCAAACCCGUUAGCGAUUUUACUUAUAUUAGUUGAGUGGUUGGAGAUGAGUGUGCUUUUCUUGUAUGUUUUUGGCGCAAACAAACAUUAUGUAAACAUGUGCUACGCUUUAACUGUCAUAAUUAUAAAACUGACAUGUUACAUUAUUUUAUAUACCAUUUCAUAAUUGUCGUCUCUUUACAAAUACUUCGAGUAAAACACCUUUUUGAAUUGAAGCUUUACUUGUGUUUUAAAGACUUCCAGGUAUGAGGUAUCAACAAUGAACAUGUGCUGUAUUUUAGGAUAUUUGUGGCAGUGGCCAGUUUUGUAAUAUGGCCCAGGUACGUCUUUUAAUAAGAUUGGUAUAUGUAGUUAAAAUGGUUAUUUAUGAUGUUUAUAGAACAAUGAUAAUGACGAUAAUGAUAAUGUAUAAGGAUUCCUGCGGACUAAUACUGGUGUGUAAAAUGAAUAAAUGCCUGAAUCGAGUUUUACCAGCUCCGUGUAGACGGCCGGGUCUAACAUUUUAUCUGAGGAAACUGAAGUCAGACGAAAUUGAGACGGUCAUCCAUCCAUCCGUCUAGAUUCAGCUCAAGUUCGCAGAAAAAGUAGGCCUAAACGGUUCUGUGACACUAUUUUGCCUCAUAAUUUAGUGUCCUGAAACGGGAGUUUUACUC